Messenger RNA from Condylostylus longicornis, 5321 nucleotides. It is a transcript of the gene Ptp69D, whose product is annotated as tyrosine-protein phosphatase 69D. Bases 177 to 4601 code for a protein of 1474 amino acids. Gene Ontology annotation, molecular function: protein tyrosine phosphatase activity; protein binding. Lineage: Eukaryota; Metazoa; Arthropoda; Insecta; Diptera; Dolichopodidae. Gene Ontology annotation, biological process: protein dephosphorylation. The record is from RefSeq and is a predicted model, not a curated record. The transcript is spliced from 14 exons.
UUUAAGAAAAGCGGCAAGCAGACAAAUUUUAAUAAUUUAUUGAAAUAAUAUUUAUUCAGAAUAGUUUUUUUUUAUUGAAAUAAGCUAAUAUAUUUAGUUUUUAGUUAGAUAUUACAUUUUAAAAAUGUUUUAAGUGAAAAUUAAUAGAGAAAAAAUAAUAUUAAGUAUAAAAGAAAAUGUUCCUUAGCGGUGGAGCCAUGACACAAGGGCGGUGUACACUUUUAUUUUGUAUUUUUUUUAUUUUCUCCGCAACUGCUGAAGAACAUGAAAUCGAUGUUGAAAAAAACAUUACCCUAAAAUGUCCUACAACAUUAAAUGAACCUGUAUGGUGGAGUUUUAAUGGAGAAAAUGUAACAAAUGAAAACAAAAGAUGGAUAAUAUCUAUGAUUCCAUCAACUGUAUUGGAAGAAAACUCACUGACUGAAACGGCUGAAACUGCAACCUUCAUUAAUGGAUUAACAAUAAAAGAAGUGAAAAUAGAAGAUGAGGGAAAUUUUACUUGUCAUUUCAGUGAAAUUGACACUUUGUCAACAAAAUCUUUUUGGUUACAACCAAUAAUUCGUCCAAAAAUAAUAUCUCACAGCGAAAAGGUUAUUAAAUCAAAUAUUUCGGAUACCGUAUCAUUUUUUUGUUAUGUUCAUGCUUAUCCAUAUCCAUCAAGAAAGUGGAAACAAAAGUGGCAAAAGAAUUUCAUUGAUCUUCCAUUUGAUAAAAACAGUAUGACAGAAGAUCCGAUCAAUAAAACACACACGAAUUUCUCUAUGAAAAUAGAAGAAGUUAGAAAAGCGGAUAACGGAACAUAUUCUUGUGAUGUGUCGUCACUUUAUUCUGAGGAAAAAAUUGAUUUAACCUUAUUGGUUUUAGAUGUCCCUCAAGUCAGCAUUGAAUAUGUUAAAGCAGUCGGAGCACAUAAAAUAUUUAUGAACUGGACGGUAAACAGUGGAAAUGAUCCAAUUAAAAAAUAUUUUGUCACAUUUAGGCAAGAGGGAAACACAACUUUUACUUAUUACAAUAAUAUAAUUGAUGGUAAAAACACGUCUUUAGUGUUAGAAAAUUUUCAACCAAAUACAAACUAUCAAUUUAAAUUGUCGGCUACAAAUUCAAUUGGUCAUAGUGUUUCAUACUCAUAUCCCCAUUGGAUUAAAACACUUGAAAAAGAUCCCAUCUUUGUGCCAAAAAUUGAAACGACUGGUAGUUCGGCAUCGACGAUAACAAUAAGUUGGUCACCGCCACCUCCUGACUUAUUGGAAUAUGUGCAAAAUUACGAAUUAGUUGUUUCAGAAGCAGGUGAAUCUCGUGUUAUAGAAACUAUUACUUACCAACAGAACAGUAGAAAUCUUCCUUACAUGUUUGAUAAUUUAAAGACUGCAACCGUUUACUUUUUUAAAGUUAGAGCAUGUUGUGAACUGUGUCGAUCUUGUGGACCUUGGUCGGAAAUUAUAAACGGCACCACAAUGGAUGGUAAAGCUAGUGAACCAAGAAAUUUAAAAAUAGAUUGCAGACAUUUAAAUAUAUCACGUUUAAAUAAAGUCAUGGUAACCUGGGAUACUCCACAGUUUCCAAAUGGGAAAGUUGUUUCUUAUAACAUCGAAUUGACUGGCUUGGCUACCUACCGCUCCUUCAACCAAAUUAAAAAUGAAACUUGGGGACCCAAAGUCUUAAACUCUGAUGCUUCAACCCAACGAGCUAUUUUUGAGAAUGUAGUCCCAAAUACAAAUUAUACAGUUUCAGUAUUCGCAAAAACAAGAAAUAAGAGAACUGGUGAUAUAGCAAAAGCAACAUGCACAAUGCCAGUGACUACCCCUGACGUAAUUGAAAAAAUAAUAAUGACCAAAAUAAAAACAUAUAACAACAAAUGUGUUUAUAAAGUAUUUUUGCCAAGAAUCAGUGAACGAAAUGGUAACAUAUGCUGUUACAGACUUUAUCUUGUACGAACUGAUGGGAGCAAUAAAGAGCUAGUUCACCCAGAGGAUUUGCCAAUAUCAACUUAUAAUGAAGUACAUGAAUCAAACAAUACCAAAGGGGGAGCCUAUAUUGUAGAAAUGUUUCCUGCCAGCGAUUUUAAAUCUGAAAUAUUCCUUGGGGAUGGUAAAAGAAUUUAUUCUGAUCCUGCAAGUGAAAAACAGGGAGAUAAAGCCUGUUUAAGAUGUUUAAAAAAUCAGCCAAUUAAAAAAUUUACAAAGCAUAUGCGGAAAAAUUACGAUACAACACUAUCGGGAGGUCCGCCGUUAUUGCCGGAAGAAACGCAAAGAGAGGAGUUAGAAAGAGCUGGAAAUUUAACUCAAGAUGCAUCCAAAAUUUUAGGAAAUAAACGCCGUCGGAGACAUCCCAAAUUAUCAAUGUCAGAAAGUGAACCACAAAUAUCUGUACAAUUGGAAGACACCGACUUAAUAGCUCCAAUGAUUAAUACUAAUCAAUAUGAAAUUUUUGAUGGAGAACUGGAUGCAUCGAGUAACUAUACAGGAUUUCUAGAAAUCAUUGUGGAAAAUAAUAAUCACGGGUCAGAAAAAAUGUUAACUGCAUACAGUGGAUACUUUGAAAUAACGACACCUAAAGAUUUUGGUAGUGAAGGUGGGAAUAAUGACGAUAUGUCAUUUAUUUUCAAUAUUGUCGUACAAGUUCUUUGUGCUUUAAUACUCUUGGUGUUAUUGCUCUUAGUAGCAUUAUGCUUUAUGCAUAGAUAUUAUACAAAAAAUGCUGGUCAAGGAGAUGAAAUAAUUAGUUUGAGGGAUUCAUUAAGUCGAGCAUUUUGUGGUGGACGCACAAGUAAUCAUCGACACCUGAUAGGAUCUGCAUUGAAUAAACCUACGGAUAUUGGUCCUAUUUCCAAAACUGAUCUUCCACAAGCAUAUGUGAACAGACAUAAGGAUACUGACUACGGAUUUUUGAGAGAGUAUGAAAUGUUGCCAAACCGGUUCAAUGAUCGUACCACAAAAAAUUCUGAUAUGAAGGAAAAUGCACAUAAAAAUAGAUAUCCGGAUAUUAAAGCUUACGAUCAAACUAGAGUAAAACUUUCUCUUGUAAAUGGUGUACAAGGGUCUGAUUAUAUCAAUGCCAAUUUCGUAAUUGGUUAUAAAGAACGAAAAAAGUUUAUAUGUGCUCAGGGUCCGAUGGAUAGCACGAUAAUUGAUUUUUGGAGAAUGAUUUGGGAACAGCAUUUAGAAAUAAUAGUAAUGCUAACGAACUUAGAAGAAUACAAUAAAUCAAAAUGUGCAAAAUAUUGGCCCGAAAAAGUUAACGAUUCCAAACAUUAUGGCGACAUAACUGUUACUUUCGCUUCGGAGCAACGUUUUUCGGACUUUUUAAUUAGAAAUUUAAAUAUUUUAAAGAAGACUGAUAACGAAGAAAAUGAACAGAGACAAAUACAACAAUAUCAUUAUCUUGUAUGGAAGGAUUUUAUGGCCCCAGAGCAUCCUUACGGAAUAAUAAAAUUUAUACGUCAAAUAAAUUCAGCUUAUUCAGUGCAACGUGGUCCUAUUUUAGUUCAUUGUAGUGCUGGGGUGGGCAGAACUGGAACGAUGGUUGCUUUGGACUCAUUGAUGCAACAACUUGAAGAAGAGGGACUUGUUUCAAUUUUCAACACAGUUUGUGAUUUGCGACAUCAAAGAAAUUUUUUGGUUCAAUCAUUGAAACAAUACAUAUUUUUGUAUCGGGCUCUAUUAGAUAUUUCUCAAUUUGGAAAUACAGAACUACAUGCUAAAAACCUUUGUGCUACGCUGGAAAAUCUUAAACACAAGCCAAACGACAGUAAAGAAAAAUGCAAAUUAGAAUUAGAAUGCGAGAAAAUAAAAGCUGUUGUAGACGAAACUAACAAAAGCUGCUCUGUUGGAAGUGGUGAAGAGAAUCUGAGUAAAAAUCGAUCUGAUGCUGUAAUUCCGUUUGAUCGCAAUAGGGUUAUUUUGACUCCUAUUCCGACCCGUGAACAUUCCACCUAUAUCAAUGCUUCAUUUAUUGAAGGAUAUGAUAACUCUGAAUCAUUUAUUAUAACUCAAGAUCCCUUAGAAAAUACAAUAGGAGAUUUUUGGAGAAUGAUUUCCGAACAAAGCAUUAACACACUAGUAAUGAUAUCAGAGAUUGGAGACGGCCCACGUAAAUGCCCAAGAUACUGGGCAGAUGAAGAGGUUCAAUAUGACCAUAUAUUGGUAAGAUACAUUCAUAGUGAAAGUUGUCCGUAUUAUACAAGACGAGAAUUUGAUGUUACGAAUUGUAAAAUUAAUGAUACCAUAAAAGUAACACAGUUUCAAUAUAAUGGAUGGCCUACUGUAGAAGGAGAGGUACCGGAAGUAUGUCGUGGCAUCAUCGAACUUGUUGAUCAAGCUCAAAAGCAUCAUAAUGCGCAAAAUAGUUUUUCGUCUCAAAGUCCAAUAGCUGUUCAUUGCAGUCUUGGCACGGAUAGAAGUUCAAUAUUUGUGGCUAUGUGUAUUUUAGUACAACAACUUCGAACUGAAAAAAAGGUGGAUAUAUGUACAACAACAAGAAAAUUACGUUCUCAGAGAAGCAUGCUAUUGGAUACUUAUCCUCAAUACGAAUUUUUACAUCGUGCAAUCUUAAAUUAUGCAGAGUUGCACAAAUUAACAGGGGACUCAACAUCAGAAUGCUAAUAAUAAAAAUUACGGAAAAGUAAAUUACCCAAUUGAAAGAGAAAUAUAAACGGAAACGAAUAUUUUAAUUGCUACUAUAAAAUGUUAAGUUCCCUUAUUUGAUUGCACAAUCUCUAUGUUGUGAUACAGGUUUUUAAUUUAAAUAAAAUUUUAAUAUAAUUUCAUAAAUAAAAAGGUAAAAAUAAUGUUGAAUAAAAAUUAAAAAAAAAAUUUUCUACUGUUAAGUUGCCAAAGGAUAAUUAUUUUAAUAAGUUUAAAUAAUUUAACUCGAAUUUUUUUGUAUUAAUUUUACAUAAUAAGUUUAUGCAUAAUAUAUACGAUUAUACAAACAAACAUACAUUUUUUUUUAAACUAACAGCUAUGUAAGAUACCAAAUUAUAAAUGCCAUGUUAAUUUAAAAAUUUAUAAAUAUAUAUAACAUACUCUUAAAUCAAAAUACGCAUAUAUAAAUAUAUAUAUAUAUAUAUAUAAAUAUGCAUAUAUAUAUAUAUAAUAUAUAUAUAUAUACAUUUCGUAUCUGAUAUAUACAUACAUACAUAUACAUAAAAAUUGGAAAUAAAAUAAAAAAAAUGAGUAUAGAAAUAACUUUGUGGUAAAAAUUUAAUAAUUAUUAUAGAUUAAAAUUUCGCUUAAGGAAUGUUCUUUUAUAUUUGAUUAAAAAAAAGAGUAUGCAAACAAAACAAAAAUUGUAGAAUUACGAUAUAAAAAUACAUAACUGGA